AUGGAUGGUUUGCAAGGAUCCAGUACGAACGUUAACCGGAAACGGAGGAGCAAUUUCCUGACGCUGGUGGAGAAGGUUCGCAUAAUUGAAGAUUUUGAAGCAGGAUGUGGUACGCAUGACUUUCUUGGGAAGAAGUACGGCGUAGGAUCUUCUACGGUCACGAGAAUAAUCCAAAAGAAAGAAGCAAUUCGUGAGGCGGUGGACAAGUUCAAGGAAUAUGGUGUAAAUAAUCGAAGAACAUUGAAAGAGCAGACGUUCCCUUUGCUGGAAGAAGCUCUUUACAUCUGGAUUUUACAGCAGCGGCAGUCCAACAUUUUGUUGACAGUGGAUAUUCUUAAAGCAAAGGCGGAGCUGCUGUUUAAGAUGUUCCAGGACCGGGGGCUCUAUGCGGUGCACGGUUUUUCUGCUUCGGAUGGCUGGAUGCAUCGUUUUAAGCAGCGGUUUGGAUUGCGCGUGAAAGCCGUAACAGGAGAAAAGGCAUCGGUAAACGUUGAAGCGUACCUAAAUUUCAAGAAGGUUCUACAGAAGAAGAUUCAGGAAAUGCAGCUAUCACUAUCCCAAGUCUUUAAUGCAGAUGAAUCUGCCUUGUUCAUCAAGCUCCUAGCCACACGCUCUGUCGUUACCUGUGAUGAGACCGUGGCAAGCGGACGGAAGCAAAACAAGACAAGGUAUACGUUUAUGCCUUGCUCCAACAUAGAUGGUUCCCUAAAGCUUCCGUUGUAUUUCAUUUGCACUGCUGCAAAACCACGAGGAAUCAACAUCGAAGAACUUCCCGUUUCAUAUAAUCAUUCCAAAAAGGCUUGGAUGACCAGACUGUUGUUCCGUCAAUGGUUCCACGAAGAGUUUGUCCCCGCUGUUCGAAAAUUUUCGGCCGAGAGAGGAUUGGAGCCAAAGGCAUUGCUGGUUCUUGAUAAUUGCACCAGUCAUUAUGACGUUGACGAAUCUCUACAGAGUGACGAUGCACUGAUUCAAGUGAUCUACCUCCCACCAAAUGUAACUGCUGAAUGA
This is a messenger RNA of Toxorhynchites rutilus septentrionalis, 1008 nucleotides long. RefSeq names its product tigger transposable element-derived protein 2-like. The transcript has a single exon. Lineage: Eukaryota; Metazoa; Arthropoda; Insecta; Diptera; Culicidae. The record is from RefSeq and is a predicted model, not a curated record. Gene Ontology annotation, cellular component: nucleus. Gene Ontology annotation, molecular function: DNA binding. Bases 1 to 1008 code for a protein of 335 amino acids.